UUGUUUAGUUAUGAAGACUAUAUCUCCUCCUCAAGGAAACUCGUAACCUACCUUGAAAAAACAAAGCUAAUAAGGCUCCUUGUUUCCUUGGUCAAGGAAGGUUUAUGAAACAUGAAAUGAGGAACAAGGAAUCCUCAUUCCUCAAGGAAGAACUAUAAAUACGGAUAUUAGAGAGGCUCUACUGUACUUAUUUCACGCAUGCGCACUUUAUUUUGGCCAAUAUAAAAUCAGGAGAGUUGCGUUACUGUAUAUACUGUGCUUAUACUUGACAUCGGUUGAAUCAGUCGUUUGAAAGUCGUGUACAAUAUGGACGAUAUAGAACGUUUUAUAAGAGUUAUGCAACAAAAAAGAUUGGCUAAUCAGCUUGAAUUAGAAUGUCUCGACAAAGAGCCUAGUGAACAUAAAGAGUUAAUGAAGGAAUUGCGAGACUUGAGAAUUAUACAAGGCAUAAAUCUAUUGUUCAUAGGGGAGACAGAACAAUGCAAGGAGAACAUCACAAAACAUCUUAAUAUGAUAACAUCACACAAACACUCUGUACAUAAAAUAGUACAUUCUACGAGCAAUAUUUCAGGCUUACCUGUAUCACAUGAUUAUGCACGAAAUAUGACAACAAUGUUCAUUGAUGCAAUUGAAUUCUUGAAUAAUAUAGGAGAUAUUCACAAAGCACUCACUAAUGUUAAAGAAAAUAAUGUGGAUCCUUCAAAAUUAAUUCAAGAUGUGACAAUGUGCACAGAAGUUAUAGAAAACAAGUUAUAUCAAACAAAGUGCAGUAUUGCUCAGCUGGAAACAUUGAAGGAAAAUAUAGUAGUGCUCCAACAUCUCUUAGAUAAUAGUAAUAAUAUUGAAGAUGGAAAUAUAGAUUUAAUUAACAUCAAUAAUGAAUCAACAGAUAGCAGUUCAACUAUUAUGUAAUAAAUAUGUUAACACAUGCAUUUAUUAUCUGUUACUUAAAAUAUAUAAUAUAUUA
Molecule: messenger RNA, 967 nt
Organism: Acromyrmex echinatior (Panamanian leafcutter ant)
Lineage: Eukaryota; Metazoa; Arthropoda; Insecta; Hymenoptera; Formicidae
Source: RefSeq, a predicted model, not a curated record